CGCUUAUAAUGCAGAGCAUGUGAAGUCAGAGCCCUCAGUCUCCUUCUCUGCCCGUGGAUUAGCAGGAGCAGAGUGUCAUGCUGUUUCUCCCACUCUCCCCAGCCUACCGGAGGUAAAGGAACUCUGGCGGGAGGCCCUCCGAGGGCAGAGUCGAGGCCACACUGGAGUGAAAUUCAUCACUGGACAGUCAGCCAAAAUUCUAAUGAAGUUGAUAAGCAGCUGCAAUGCUUCGAAAACACUAAAUGUGAAUAAUAUGGAGACAUUAAUUGAAUGUCAAUCAGAGAGCGAUAUCAAGGAACAUCCUCUAUUGGCAUCAAGUGAAAGUGAAGACAGUAUUUGCCAGCUAAUUGAAAUUAAGAAGAGAAAGAAGGUCCUGUCCUGGCCCUCUCUCAUGAGAAGGCUUUCUCCUUUGUCAGACUUUUCUGGGUCUUCGGAGACAGAACUGAAAGUGUCACUAUUUGAUCAACCAUUGUCAAUGAUCUGCAGUGACGACGACACACUCCCCACACCCAUUCAGGAUAUUCUCACUAUUCUAUGCCUCAAAGGCCCUUCUACUGAAGGGAUAUUCAGGAAAGCAGCCAACGAGAAAGCCCGCAAAGAGCUCAAGGAGGAGCUCAACUCAGGAGGCGUGGUAGAUCUGAAAAGUCUUCCCGUGCACCUGCUGGCAGUGGUCUUCAAGGACUUCCUCAGAAGCAUCCCGCUGAAGCUGCUCUCGUGUGACCUCUUCGACGAGUGGAUGGGUGCCCUGGAGAAGCAGAGCGAGGAGGAGAGGAUAGAGGCCCUGAAACAGGUUGCAGAUAAGCUCCCCCGGCCCAACCUGCUGCUGUUGAAGCACCUGGUCUCCGUGCUCUACCUGAUCAGCCGGAGCUCCGAGGUCAACAAGAUGGACGCCAGCAACCUCGCCAUCUGCGUCGGACCCAACAUGCUGACCCGAGAGAAUGACCAAAACCUGUCGUUUGAAGCCCAGAAAGACUUGAACAAUAAGGUUAAGACGUUGGUGGAAUUCCUCAUCGAUAACUGCUUGGAAAUAUUUGGGGAGAACAUUCCAGCACAUUCCAGCAUUGCUUCUGAUGACUCCCUGGAACACACUGACAGCUCAGACGUGUCGACCCUACAGAACGACUCGGCCUAUGACAGCAACGACCCUGAUGCGGAGCCCCCCAGCGCCGCGGGCUCUCCCAGCAGGCUGGCCCAGGUGCCCGCGGGGACCUUGGUGGCCAGGGAGCCUGGCGGCCCCCGCGCCUGGACGUCCCGCCGGGAGCCCGUGGUCGGCGCUGCAGCCAGGUGGAAAAGCUCCCUGGGCGAACCGGACCGGAGGUACUCAGAGCCCAGCAUAGCUUCCUCCCAGGAGUGCCCCGAGGGCGUGAAAACGAACCCCAAACUCACACGAAGUGAGGAUGACUUCACCCGGGCCCGGCCAGGCUCCCGGCUGGGCAACGAGGAAGCCGAGGACCCAUUUCCAGAGGAGGUGUUUCCUGCGGCCGAGGGCCAGACUCCGAGUCCAAGGGAUCUGAAGGUGAAGCCCUGGGCCCCGGGCGUGGUGUCACCGUGGGGACUGGCUCCCAAGGCCUGCUCAAGCGGCUCCCUGGACGCCUCCGAUGACAGCUCCCCUGUGGCUUCCCCUUCCAGCCCCAAAAGAAAUUUCUUCAUCAGACAUCGGUCUUUCACCAAGACCGAUAAAAGCAAGCCCAGCAGAGAAAUCAAAAAACACUCCAUGUCAUUCUCCUUCGCGUCUCACAAAAAAGUGCUGAGCAAAACGCCCAGCUUGGUGUCUGUGAGAGCCAGAGGCUUGGGCCAGGACCAGGCGAGGAGGGGCCCUCGGAAGGAAAGCCAGCUGGCGGGCCGAGUGGUCCAGGAGCACCUGUCCGAAGCCCAGCACUGCCCAGCUCCGGACGCCGGCGCCAGGGCCUGUGCCCUCUCGGCAGAGGACGUGUUCUGCCUGGUUGACCAGAGAAGCCCUGGAAGCCCCCCGUCCUACCAAGAGGCCAUUCGGUGCCAGGCCCUGGACCUGGCCGCCUGCGGGAGCCAGACAGUUGGCAGCAUGCGGGCCAGAAUGCUCAGCCUGGACGCUGGGCCGCCACCUCCCCUUCUGCCUUUUCCCCACGGAGGGGACUCGAGAAAUAUGUGCAGUCCAGGGACACCAGACUGGCACAGACUCUCGCCCAGGACCGAGGGCUGGAAACAAAGCGGGACUGGCUGGGCUGCUGUGGGAGCAACAGGACAAGGGACUGUCAUGGCGAGGCCCGAGCUGCACCGGCCGAGAACUGUGUCCGAGUCCAGGCAGAAGGACAAGUGGGACGGCCUGGUGCGGCGCUGUAGUCAGCCGGUCUUCGAGGCUGACCAACUCCAAUACGCCAAAGAAUCCUACAUCUAGGAGGGCGGGCCGGAGGCCAUGACACAGCUCGCGGUGACCACAGUGCGUGACUGUUUUCAAAAAGUCGAGAAUAAGCUUCGUCCAAGAGGUUGCGUAGAGUCCUCCCGGAGAGGACACUUACACAACUCACGUGGUGCCUGCGUGCGCCUGGAUUCAUGGGACAUGUAGCAAAUGUAUAAAGUGUAUUCUAGAAGAUAUGUUAGGUGCAAAGAUGUCUCCAUAAAUAGGUGUCUAUAUUUGUUUGUGAACUUGGGGUAAACUGCAUCACUGUUCUCUGCCUCCUGGAGCACUUUUCUACUGAUUUAGUGUUUAAAAAUAAUUUUUUCUCUUUUUUUUUUUAUGUUGCCUCAAAUGUCAUGUAAAUUUUCAUAUUUUCCACAAGCUCCAUUUAGGGGCAAAUAUUCGUAACUCUGUUAGAAAUUUACCCUCCUAAUGACCGCAGUAAGAAGAAAGAAAUAGACUGCUAGCAACAGAGUUUAGUGUCUGGAGUCAUCAAGGGUGUUACAAAUUCCAGUAAAAGAAAAGGCCAUCGUUAAAAAUGUAUGAAAGAUACUCAAAUGUGUCCUUUUAAUCACCUAAUUUUAAAUGUGGGUAGAUUAGUGAAAAUGCAUUGCAUCAUUAUUAACUGGUUUAUAGCACUUUGAGUUUUUGUAGUUCAGGGGUGUCUUUGCCAGCAGCGUACAGGAAAUUACUUUAUAUGCAUUGAGGGUCACAUAUAAACUUCAGUAUAAUCUCACUACAAUAAAUUGCCUGCCUUAUUUCAAAGUAAACGGGUGCGGUCUUUGCUGACAUGUUGCUUCCUUUCCUUCUGUUCAUAGAAACCCACCAAGAAAAUCAUUCACACAUCAGUUCAUUCAACAAGCAUUUAUUUGAAUGCAUAUAUUUAUUAUUCUAGACUAAUAGGCAAAGCUUGGGAACUUGUGUUCCAAAAGAGAGAACCUCUGUUCUCUAGAUAUUUGCAAAACCAUGACGAUGUACCCACUUCUAGCCAUUUUUUCGGCAAACAGUCACUCAAGGUCAGAAAAUUUAGAAUACA
This is a messenger RNA of Pteropus alecto (black flying fox), 3410 nucleotides long. RefSeq names its product T cell activation RhoGTPase activating protein (gene TAGAP). The record is from RefSeq and is a predicted model, not a curated record. The coding region runs from base 203 to 2374 and encodes 723 amino acids. Lineage: Eukaryota; Metazoa; Chordata; Mammalia; Chiroptera; Pteropodidae. Gene Ontology annotation, molecular function: GTPase activator activity. Gene Ontology annotation, biological process: signal transduction; regulation of Rho protein signal transduction. The transcript is spliced from 10 exons.